ACCUCUUAUGUAUUUGUGCUUUGAACUGGUGCAUACUGUAUAUAAAGUGAAGGGAGACGUGGGGCGUUUAUUUCCUGUGGAUUGGAUGCGUUCACUGCAGCGGUGUCAGAUCAUCUAACGGAGACUUCCUUCAUCCUUCAGGAAGUGCAGCGAGCUCCUGCCCAGCAGUCCAACCAUGGUGUGGGUGCUGCGGUAUUUGGUGAUGAUGCUGAGCUUUUGUAGCCCAGGUUACGGUGACCUUGUGAUAAAUCGUGGAAAAACCGCCACAUUUCUCUGCAAGUACACCCUAUCCUCUGCUGACGGGUACUACGAUAUCAAGUGGUUGAAGCAGCUUCCAAGUAUGAAGGAACCUUUUUACAGAGGCAUUGUUAGGUUUACCAAUGGCAACCUGUAUACUGAUCUGUACCAACCAAUGAAGGGCAGGGUCUCCUUCAGAUUUCCUGACCCCAGCAAAGGAGAUGCUUCCAUAGCCAUCAAAGACUUGCAAACCUCCGACACCGGGACCUACGUGUGUAAAGUGCGAAAGUCAGCUGAAAUACUUAAAGAAGAAGCCUUUGUCAUGGAAGUGAAGGAUCAGUAUGCCCCCGUUAUUUGUAGCGUGCACGGGGAGCCUACACUGGGUAUGGAUGUGAUGUUCAAAUGCAGUUCCUCAGAAAACAAAAAGGUGCGGUACACGUGGAAGAAGACCAGCGGAAACAAGAUGUUGCCUCCCGACGCCAUUGAGGACACUAAAAAAGGUGAAUUGUUUAUAAACAUCAGAGACAACGACGACUAUGGACACUAUCUCUGUACGGUGGAAGGUCUGGCUUCCUCCAAAAGCUGUCUGGUCCAACUCAAGGAUCCACUUGAUCCACCACCGAGCGAUGAAUCUCCAGGCACUGCGUUCCCUGUGACCCCAAGCAAAGACCCAGCAUUCCCCAGCAAUGACCCAAUGGCCCCCAGCAAUGACCCAAUGGCCUCCAGCAAUGACCCAAUGGCCUCCAGCAAUGACCCAAUGGCCUCCAGCAAAGGCGAUACAACUACAAUAGCGGCCGUGACGACCACCAUGCUUUUGCUGGCUAUCGUCUGUGCUGUGGUUGGUAUCUGGUACUGGCGUAAGAGAAUCGGUUCGUAUGCCCCCAAUGAAAGGGGGGAGGUGGCGCAACCUCGGCCAGACGGAGCCACCGUGCUGCCUCAACCAUCAAACGGGGGACAUCUCUACUAUGACCAGGUGGAUGAUCUUUGAGGAGGACCAGGACAUGUAGUGGCAACAUCAUCCCUACACGGGUUUUUUCAUAUCGUUUGUGCUGUGUUGUCUAUACCAUACGCUAGAGGUCUCAACCAUGCAGGAGAUCACCAGCUGAUGUUUAGCAGCUCACCAAAGUGUUCAUUCAGACAUUAUACCUGCAUGUAUUUAAUGCCAAAUUACCACAAUUUCAGAAGCACUGUCGUAAAGUAAAACUACUCUUAAAUGAGUACAGUUUUGUUGGCUACUCCACCCGUAUCUGAGGAGAUAACUCAUGCCAGAUUAUACUUGCAAUGGCUGGGUCUGGGGCAUUAAUGUCGGAAACCUUACCUGCCAUAGUGAUUAUAAUCACGUUAGUCCAGUCAACCAAUCAAAAACAUGGAAUCACAUGACAUCCUAUUAGUACUUGUUUAGUGUUUGGAGACUUCCUGAGCAAAGGUUAUCAGAUAAAUAAAAGCCACUCUCAUCUAA
Molecule: messenger RNA, 1696 nt
Organism: Doryrhamphus excisus (bluestripe pipefish)
Lineage: Eukaryota; Metazoa; Chordata; Actinopteri; Syngnathiformes; Syngnathidae
Product: coxsackievirus and adenovirus receptor homolog
Biological process (GO): homotypic cell-cell adhesion
Cellular component (GO): basolateral plasma membrane; bicellular tight junction; intercalated disc
Molecular function (GO): cell adhesion molecule binding
Source: RefSeq, a predicted model, not a curated record